This is a messenger RNA of Spodoptera littoralis (African cotton leafworm), 537 nucleotides long. Lineage: Eukaryota; Metazoa; Arthropoda; Insecta; Lepidoptera; Noctuidae. The record is from the annotation of a GenBank genome assembly.
AUGUGGUACCGUCGAGUAGAUACGUUUUUCUCGCUAGCUGAGCGGACGGGACUUACGGACAAAUCAUCUACCAAUCGAAGUACCACAAUGGAUCGCAGAUCAAAUAGAGCCAGCUCAACACGCAGCACCGUCACCAAAGUGUUUGCGCUGCUACUCGUCAUAUGUCUCGCUGAAUGUGCUACAGGUUCCUGCUUAAGUUACGGCCAUUCCUGCUGGGGAGCUCACGGCAAGAGAUCCGGCAAGCCUCCUGCGUCAGCCCCUGAUUGGUACCUCACCAGGUUGCUGCGACGCAUGGCUGCUAACGCUGAACUGAACCACGUGAACCAGUUGACUAAGAAUGACGACAUCGACGCUAUUUUCCAAAUGAACAUGCCAGACGACUCGCCCGCGACUAACAAACUGAUGCUCGAAAAUGAUGACGGACCUGUAGAACUGCCAUUCAGCCGAAAUGUGGAAGCGAAGCCCAUGCUGGACGACGACCUGUUAUCUAAGAUGAAAAUGUGGCAAAUCAUGAGAGAGUCGCCUGAAGAAAAGUAA